Pediculus humanus corporis (human body louse) is the source of this 1170-nucleotide messenger RNA. RefSeq names its product zinc finger protein, putative. The transcript is spliced from 2 exons. NCBI's taxonomy places the organism in Eukaryota, Metazoa, Arthropoda, Insecta, Psocodea, Pediculidae. The record is from RefSeq and is a predicted model, not a curated record. Gene Ontology annotation, cellular component: nucleus. The coding region runs from base 1 to 1170 and encodes 389 amino acids.
AUGAUUCAAACUAAAAAGAAUUUAGUUGAAGUAUGUCCACAGUGUUGCAAAUCGGUCGAUUCUUCUGCAUGUAGGCUGGUUUAUGAUACUUGUGGUCAUUCAAAAUGUCGUAUUUGUCUGAUUCAAGAAGUAACCGGUUGUUUAUUAUGCAAUUCUGUGAUUGAAAAAUCAUUCGACGACUCUCAGUUUACGUGUAAAGAACCCAGUAAAAGGUUAGACAACAUUGAUUGUCAUAAACGAAAGUCUGUGAUAACAUCAUUAGCUUUACAGCAAGCAGAAGAAGAACAGCAAAAUGUUAAAACUUCUUCUCCUUCUGUAGAUAAGGACACAUACAUUGUGAAAAGGAGCACUGGGAAUUUUUAUCAUUUAAAAAGAAUAUUUAGCCAAAGAUUUUUUAAUGAAAAUAAUAAUAAAAAGCAUAAACCAAUUGAAGUAAAAGAUAAAUUACAUCUUAUGCAAGAUGAAGCAAAGAAAGAACAAAAAAUUGAAUGUGAAAGUUUAAGUAAAAAAAAUUGGAAAGUACCUAGUCAUAUUCAAGUACAAUAUUAUUGUACUGUUCAUAAUCUGUCACUGGAAGAGAAAACUUUAUUAAAGCAACACAUGUCCUGUGUAUGCAGCAGUGAAAAAAGUGAUAAUCCGUCUUAUUCAUGUAAAAUAUGUUCCAAAAGUUAUAAGGUAAUUGGAAAACUUAACAGACAUAUGAAAAGUCAUACAAAAACUUCCAGAUUUAAAUGCCAAAAAUGUGGAAAGUUGUGUAUUGAUAAUUAUGCGCUAAAAACACAUGAAAGAACUCAUACCAAAAGUAAACCUUACUCUUGCUCCACUUGCCAAAAAAAAUUUUCUGGAUUUCAAAAUCUCAAAAGACAUGAAAAAAGUCACAAAAAUGAAAAACAAUUUGUUUGUAACGAAUGUGGAUUUAAAUUUAUUACUAAAACCGAAUUAAAAAGGCAUGCUGUAACUCACACAAACCUAAAAUUAUUCAAGUGCCAAAUAUGUUUAACCAAAUUUGCUUUUAAAAGAACUCUUACUAGGCAUGCUAAAACUCAUGAUGCAAAUUUAAGUAAGGUUAAAUGUCCACAUUGUGAUUCUACAUUCAAUAGAAAAGAUAAUUUGGAAAGGCACAUAAAAACUGCACAUUGUGAAUUAAAAACCGACAUUUCAAAUCAAUAA